GUUAUUUUAGUAGUAUAUACUUACAUGUUUCAGGUAACAUCUGUUUAAAAUUAAAAUCGCAAAUUAAAUAGUUGUAAUAUUGAUUCAAACUUUGAAAUAUUCGAAAAAAACCCAGAUCUUACAAUGAGUGACUCUCCAGACCAGAAUGAUCCUCCUAAAGAUCCAAAGGAGUUAGAAAAAUUGGAAGAAGCAAAACUCAAAGCUAAGUUUCCUAAUGCUAUGCUUGGCCGAGGUCCCGGAGGGCAUUCAGCGUUUCUACAGAAGAGGCUAGCUAAAGGACAAAAGUUCUUCGAUUCUGGGGAUUACCAAAUGGCAAAACAACGGCCGGGGAAUCUUUCAGCUCCAUUUAAAGCUCCAGCGGCUCCCGCUAAACUGCCUACAGGUGAUGCGAUCCCGACUCCCGACACCGUCCCUCUGCGAAAGACUUCAAUCAUACAACCGAAGUUUCAGCCGCCGAGCCAAACUUCCUAGCCUUGCCACCGCCUAUAGGCGAUUGCCAUUAUGAAGGCCUAGUAAAACAGCACAUAGCGAACGAACGUACCAUAAUCCCUUUAAAUUUGCAUUCCAGUACUAUUUUAUUAUCAUGCAACAUUAGGCCAUGCUGUUUUACAAGGCCUUACUUCAGUUUUCAUUUGCUUGUGCAUUGCACCAUGCCAUAAGCUUAUAUUAUGUGUAUGUUUUAUGAAUGUUCUGUGUUCAGGAGUAAACUAUUUAGUCUUAGUUAUCCCUACAUGAUUAAAAAGUACUGAUUUGAAUGUCGUUAAUAAGAUCUUAACACGUCGAUAUCUAUGUAUUUAAAUAAAAACUAUACUUUUAUAAGAAAAAAAAAACUUAUAUUUAUGUAAAAAUAUUAGGUGUAAUAAAAUGAGGCAUGAAUGAGUGGUUGUACAUUGCAUGUCAUCACAUCAGCGCCACCAGUGUUUGUAACUUUGUUCAUGAUUUCUGGAAGUAAAUUUAUUGUUUAUGCAAAUAUUUAAUAAAUUUGCCUAUCUUACUUUCUAAAAAUAUGAAGAUUAUAUUUUAGCAAUCAAUAAAGGUAUGAAAGUUGUUGUUGGGCACCAAUGGACCCACAUUGAUACAAAUGUUCAACCAUUUCAAUGAAUGCUAUAUUAAAUAUCACUUAGGUAGUGAGAUAGACAAAUAAAUAAACAUUAUUAACAGCUUUCCUUUUGCUAAGCCUAAUUUUAAUAAGGUUCAUGUAAUUCUUGAAUUAAUCAUAUAGUAACCAUGUAUAAUAAACCAUAACAUCAUAUCAAUUUUUUCAUAAAGCAUUGUAUUCAAUUAAUAGUAUGUAAUAUAGUUUAGACAAAAAUCCAGAUAAUUUACUUAAAAACAAAACUACUUUGAGUACUGUAUUUUUGGAUACAAAUAAUUAUUGUAGUUUUAUUUUUAAGAAUUUAUCUCUUGAGCAAGUUACUAUCAGUAGUUUAGGGAUUAUAAUACUAACAUUAAAAUAAUUGUUUUUACUGGGUUUAAAAUUGAUAUAGAUACGAAAUAAAAUACAAGAUUAUGGAUUGUUAAUUUUAUUCAUUAUAAAUUACAAACAACAACAAAUGAUGACUAUGUACAUUAGCAUGUAUCUAUUAAGUUUCGUGCACAUUAAUUGAUAUAUUGUACAAACCACAAGUCGUUUGACAUUAGUGUAAAAACUGAAAGGGAAUGUUGAGAGAUAGUUUUAGUUAUGCAAAUAUAAUAAAUCUUGGUAAUAAAACGAA
Messenger RNA from Vanessa tameamea, 1715 nucleotides. It is a transcript of the gene endos, whose product is annotated as endosulfine. The record is from RefSeq and is a predicted model, not a curated record. The transcript has 4 exons. Lineage: Eukaryota; Metazoa; Arthropoda; Insecta; Lepidoptera; Nymphalidae. Bases 124 to 471 code for a protein of 115 amino acids. Gene Ontology annotation, molecular function: protein phosphatase inhibitor activity. Gene Ontology annotation, cellular component: cytoplasm.